Molecule: messenger RNA, 1127 nt
Organism: Xenopus tropicalis (tropical clawed frog)
Lineage: Eukaryota; Metazoa; Chordata; Amphibia; Anura; Pipidae
Gene: ltap1
Product: lipid transport auxiliary protein 1
Cellular component (GO): plasma membrane; Golgi apparatus; endoplasmic reticulum membrane
Source: RefSeq, marked validated
GAAAAGGAACAUGGCGCAGAGCAGUAACUGGUUGUCGGGGGUGAAUGUGGUGCUAGUGAUGGCCUAUGGCAGUCUGGUGUUCGUUCUGCUGUUUAUCUUCGUCAAGAGGCAAAUCAUGCGCUUUGCAAUGAAGUCUCGGCGGGGGCCACACGUGCCGGUGGGACACAACGCGCCAAAGGAGCUGAGGGACGAGAUAGACAUUCGCCUCUCUAAGGUCCAGGACAUCAAGUUUGAGCCUCAGCUUUUAGCAGCAGGGGAUGAGCGCUUACUGCAGCUGGACAGGCCUGGCCAGGAAGGAAGCUAUCAUUAUUUAUACAGAAUGAAGACUGUGGAUGCCAUUAAGGAAACAGAUAUCCCUUUUCAAGAAAGCAAGAAGCACCCAAAGUCUCUGGUGGGCAAGAACUUCCGGGCCUUCCUGCUGGACCUUAGGAACUCCAGCUCGCCCUACAAAGGCAUCAGCAAGAGUUUAAUAGACUCCCUGCUGGACGGCUAUGAUACUGCUCGAUACGGCACUGGGAUCUAUGGGAAGAUUGAACAUGAGAAGUUUGUGGAAUCCCUGAGAGAGCUGUCGGCCAUUUUGCAAGCCAGAGAGGCGGGCAGCCAGAAACAGCGCCAGUCUGCAGCUAAAGAUCUGACCGCCUCCUCCGAGGCUCCGCCCACUCCCACCAUCCAGGUGACCUACCUGCCCUCCAGCCAGAAGAGCAAACGGGCCAAACAUUUCCUGGAGCUGAAGAGCUUCAAGGACAACUAUAACACCCUGGAAAGCACUCUCUGAGCCCAAGCGCCAUCAAUGACCAGUGGGUGGCGCUCAUGGUACUCGUUUCUGCAUCUCUAAGAGUCUUCUCUCCAGCAACGCGGCGUUCUGCUGGGCAUUCUGGGAUUUCAUUGAUGGUUGAGCUCUCCCAGUCAUAGUUGGUUACUAGUUGCAGAGAUGUUACAUCUGUCUGAAGAAGGGAGGAAGUGAAUGGACUACAGUGAUUUGUACAUAAUAACCUAGCUCGCGGCUAGGCAGCCAUAUUGUUCUCGUGGGUGCUUGCAGAACAGGGCUGGGGAGAACUUCGUAUUGCACCCCCAGUGACGAUACAAAUGACAUGAUAACUGUUUCACAAAAAGUUGAUGGAUACCUA